This is a messenger RNA of Alnus glutinosa, 877 nucleotides long. RefSeq lists its product as uncharacterized. The record is from RefSeq and is a predicted model, not a curated record. Lineage: Eukaryota; Viridiplantae; Streptophyta; Magnoliopsida; Fagales; Betulaceae. Bases 72 to 779 code for a protein of 235 amino acids. The transcript has 2 exons.
UUGUGCAUGUUUAACUAUCCAUUCUAGUACUAACUCCAGAGAGAGAGAGAGAGAGAGAGAGAGAGAGAGAGAUGGAAUGGAAGAAAAGUUAUCUGGAUUUGGUACUGGUACCAUUAGGGUUUCUGAUAACCAUUUCAUAUCAUGUUUGGCUGUGGCAUAAGGUUCAGACAGAGCCCCUCACAACCACCAUCGGAAGAAAUGCACACGGACGACGUUUCUGGGUCGAGGCCAUGAUGAAGGACAUUGAGAAAAAGAAUAUCCUGGCAGUCCAAACCCUCCGGAACAUGAUAAUGGGAUCAACCUUAAUGGCCACGACCUCGAUCCUUGUCAGCGCCGGCCUAGGAGCAGUCAUAAGCAGCACAUACAGCGUGAAGAAGCCUAUAAACGACACCAUUUAUGGGGCUCACGGGGAGUUUAUGGUGGCGUUAAAAUACGUGUCACUCCUUACAAUUUUCCUCUUCUCUUUUUUCUGCCACACUCUCUCCAUUAGGUUUCUGAACCAGGUUUGUCUCCUCAUCUCCGUCCCAAUUGCAAUAGACCCUGUGGGAAUAGUGACGGGAGAAUAUUUGACAGAGCUUUUAGAGAAGGGUUGUCUUUUGAACACUGUGGGCAACAGGCUCUUCUACUUGGCCAUUCCUCUUCUGCUUUGGAUCUUUGGGCCGGUGCUGGUUUUCCUCUGCUUCGCCGCAAUGGUGCCGGUGCUUUACAACCUCGACUUUAUCUGUCAGAAAGUUGGCAAGGGAAGGGUGGAUGAGAAUGGAAAUGGGGAUUAUGUUUGAGAGGGUAAAGAAAAUUGUAAUAAAAAAAAUGUUGUAAACAAUAUUAUUGCAUGAAUUAUGGCGUUCAUGGAUCGUGUGCCUUUUGGCAAUAUGAAUUA